GGAUCUUUGGGCAGGUGGGGAGUCGGGGCCAGUGAGUGAGUGUGGAGUGGGGGAAAAGAUGUCGUGGCUCAGGUCGGUGUUGCGGUGCUUGGUGGAGCUGCUGGUGCUGCCGGCGACCAUCCUGUGCUACGCGGGGCUGUGGGACCCGCUGUACAAGCGCUUCUUCCCGCACCUCAUGUGCUCCUUCGUGGCCGACAUCAACAGGAGGAUGGCGAAGGUGAAGAAGGAGCUGUUCGACGAGCUGCCGGCCUUCGCGGCCUCGACUCCGACGGCGGCGCCGCUCAACGUGCUGGAGGUGGGCUGCGGCACCGGCGCCAACUUCCCCUUCUACCCCUGGGGCUGCAAGGUCACCGGCCUCGACCCCAACCCCAACUUCGAGCGCUUCUUGCGCCGCAGCGUCGCCGACAGCGGCCAUGUCGAGCUGGAGAAGUUCGUGGUGGGCAGCGCGGAGGACAUGCGGCAAGUGGCGAGCGGAUCCAUGGACGCCGUGGUGUGUACACUCGUGUUGUGUAGCGUCCCCGACAUCGACCGCGCCUUGAGCGAGAUCCUCCGUGUGCUCAAACCGGGUGGCGGGUUUUUCUUCAUCGAGCACGUGGCUGCCGCGAAGACAGGGUGGCUGCACUUCUUUCAACACGUGGUUCAGCCAGCGUGGCGUUACUUUGGCGACGGCUGCAGCCUGACCUGCGACACUGAGGCGCACCUCGAGAAAGCCAAAUUCUCCAAGCUGCAUUUGAAGCACAUCUCGGAGCCGAUGGCCUUCAGGCUGAUCAAUGACCAUGUUGUUGGGUAUGGAACCAAAUGAGAAAGUGGGCCACGUGACUACCUUACCGAAGGUGUUUAGUCUCUGGAUUACGUAUUGUCAAUCCUAGCUGAAUUUAGCAUUCAUCAGUUAAUUUCAAGAGUUGCUUUGAUUAAUUUUAAUUCAGUCCUGUUAAGUCGGUGUGUUAUGUAGUGAGGUGCCGCAAGGCUCGGUGCUGGGACCGCAGCUAUUUACAAUAUACAUCAAUGAUUUGGAUGAAGGGAUUCAAAGUAAUAUUAGCAAAUUUGCAGAUGACGCAAAGCUGGGUGGCAGUGUGAACUGUGAGGAGGAUGCCAUGAGAUUGCAGGGUGACUUAGACAGGUUGGGGGAGUGGGCAGAUGCAUGGCAGAUGAAGUUUAAUGCGGAUAAAUGUGAGAUUAUCCACUUUGGUACCAAAAACAGGAAGGCAGAUUACUAUCUAAAUGGCGUCAAGUUGGGAAAAGGGGAAGUACAAUGGGAUCUGGGGGUCCUUGUACAUCAGUCUAUGAAAGUAAGCAUGCAAUUACAGCAGGCAGUGAAGAAAGCGAAUGGUAUGAUGGCCUUUAUAACAAGAGGAGUCGAGUAUAGGAGCAAAGAGGUCCUUCUGCAAUUGUACAGACCCCUAGUGAGACCACACCUGGAGUAUUGUGUGCAGUUUUGGUCCCCUAAUUUGAGGAAGGACAUUCUUGCUAUUGAGGGGGUGCAGCGUAGGUUCACAAGGUUAAUUCCCGGGAUGGCGGGACUGUCGUAUGCUGAGAGAAUGGAGCAGCUGGCCUUGUACAGUCUGGAGUUUAGAAGGACGAGAGGAGAUCUCAUUGAAACAUAUAAGAUUGUUAACGGCUUGGGCAUGCUAGAGGCAGGAAACAUGUUCCCGAUGUUGGGGGAUCCAGAAACAGGGGCCACAGUUUAAGAAUAAGGAGUAAGCCAUUUAGAGCGGAGAUGAGGAAACACUUUUUCACACAGAGAGUGGUGAGUCUGGAAUUCUCUGCCUCAGAGGGCGGUGGAGGCCGGAUACUUUCAAGAGAGAGCUAGAUAGGGCUCUUAAAAAUAGUGGAGUCAGUGGAUAUGGGGAGAAGGCAGGAACGGGAUACUUAUUGGGGAUGAUCACCCAUGAUCACAUUGAAUGGCGGUGCAGGCUCGAAGGGACGAAUGGCCUCCUCCUGCACCUAUUGUCUAUUUCUGACUUUCCCGAAUCCUAUAUAUCUCUUUUUUUCCCCCUUCUUGCUACCCCCCCUCUAUGCUUCCACCCCACCCCUCAUCUCCUUUCUGAAGGGACCUUCCUUUUACCCUGAGACUGUGCCCUCUGGUCUUAGACUCUCCCACUAGUGGAAACAUCUUCUCCACACCCAGGCCUUUCAAUAUUCCAGGGGUAACCUACAUUGGAGACGGGCACAAAAAGCUGGAGUAACUCAGCAGGUCAGGCAGCAUCUCUGGAGAGAAGGGAUGGGUGACGUUUCGGAUCGCCCAUCCCCGAAAUGUCACCCAUUCCUUCUCUCCAGAGAUGCAGCCUGACCUGCUGAGUUACUCCAGCAUUUUGUGCCUAUCUUCGGUUUAAACCA
This is a messenger RNA of Leucoraja erinaceus (little skate), 2337 nucleotides long. Its product is annotated as putative methyltransferase-like protein 7A. Gene Ontology annotation, molecular function: S-adenosylmethionine-dependent methyltransferase activity. The record is from RefSeq and is a predicted model, not a curated record. The transcript is spliced from 2 exons. Bases 59 to 802 code for a protein of 247 amino acids. NCBI's taxonomy places the organism in Eukaryota, Metazoa, Chordata, Chondrichthyes, Rajiformes, Rajidae.